CUAACCGCUGCUUUGUAUGCACGUCCUGACUCUUUCUUUUUCUGGGGAAGUUAUCAAUUAUCAGCAACACUGACUCGAUUUUUUAUACUUUCUUCAGAUACGGUCAUACGAGAGCAUGCAAUGUGAUUUCCAACUGGACGGUAUUUUAUUUUUCGGAUCUUCGGUUUCUAGGCAGACACACAACAAACAAACAGAAUGCCUCACAUUUGAGAUGCGACCUGUCCCUCGGUCUACUGCAGGAACCGUGCGGAGAAUCUGUCAGGCUACCCUGCCCUUGCUUAUGUAUCUUUGUGUAACUGCGUAUUAUUUAUGUGUAUGCGUACAAAUAUACAUUUUGAAGGAAUGCGUAUACUCUGUGCAUAUAAAUAAAGAAACGAUACAUAAUAUGCAUGUGGCCUGUCAAAGGACGAUGCACCGUCGAUUCACCGUUGGAUGGUGGAGGAUAGGCGGAUGGCGCAUGGAUGGGUGGUUAUAAUCCCUGCUUCGGUACUUGCAAUCGACCAACGGCACUCUGUCUUUGCCAACGCUUUACUGUGAGCAAUCACAUUUUCUAGCCAGUAGGCUCAACGGUUACAACCGGAGGCGGCUAUCGAUAACGAUAACACUGUCCACAAGAACUUUGGACUAUACACUUUACAUGCAAAUUGUCACGAUGCAAGGGCGACUGUCAGAGAUGUCACAUAUGUAUUCAACCUCUGCC
Messenger RNA from Aspergillus ruber CBS 135680, 700 nucleotides. RefSeq lists its product as uncharacterized. The transcript has a single exon. The record is from RefSeq and is a predicted model, not a curated record. NCBI's taxonomy places the organism in Eukaryota, Fungi, Ascomycota, Eurotiomycetes, Eurotiales, Aspergillaceae. Bases 116 to 475 code for a protein of 119 amino acids.